AUGAUUUCGGGUCGAUUAGCUAAUGUCCUGCUCGCCGUCGGCGUUGGUGUUGGUACGGGUGUCUAUGUGUUCCAACCAUUAUUACAAGAAUACCAAAGUGAGACGCAAGGCACUUGGAUGCGACCAGGUGACGAACAAAGAAUCAAAUCAUGGCGUGACAAGACAGAAUCAGAACCAGCAGCAAAAUCUCCAUUACCACAACAAUCUCAUGAAGAAAAGAAAUAA
Molecule: messenger RNA, 225 nt
Organism: Zychaea mexicana
Lineage: Eukaryota; Fungi; Mucoromycota; Mucoromycetes; Mucorales; Lichtheimiaceae
Exons: 2
Coding region: 1-225 (74 amino acids)
Source: RefSeq, a predicted model, not a curated record